Gigantopelta aegis is the source of this 3793-nucleotide messenger RNA. Its product is annotated as transcription factor GATA-4-like. The transcript is spliced from 6 exons. Gene Ontology annotation, molecular function: RNA polymerase II cis-regulatory region sequence-specific DNA binding; DNA-binding transcription factor activity, RNA polymerase II-specific; zinc ion binding. The coding region runs from base 498 to 2012 and encodes 504 amino acids. The record is from RefSeq and is a predicted model, not a curated record. NCBI's taxonomy places the organism in Eukaryota, Metazoa, Mollusca, Gastropoda, Neomphalida, Peltospiridae. Gene Ontology annotation, biological process: cell fate commitment; negative regulation of transcription by RNA polymerase II; positive regulation of transcription by RNA polymerase II. Gene Ontology annotation, cellular component: nucleus.
CCCCAUCAGCGUGGCUCGCCCCGCCCACUUCUUAUUGCAAAUAUUUCAGAGCGUAAUGACUCCGUGUGUACACACAGCAAGCGAAUAAGAUCUUUAUAGCCAGCGUCUUGCAAACGUUGGUUCUGUAGAAAUCGAGCGACCCAUAUCGAAGACUUGAUAAGACGAGGAACAGUUUUCUCUCCGGAAAACUCGGAGUCGCAAUUUGGACUGGGAUGUAAAAAAAAAAAAAAGGAAAAAAGAAAAAAGGAGGGAGAGAGAAAGCGAGAGAAGGAAAUUAUCUGAAAGUAUCUUCAACACUUCUUAGACGCAGUGCAGUUUGUUUCUGUGAAUGACUGAUAUGAUGAACAUUUCUGAGUGACUUUAUACGGAACUUUCACCACUUCUACGCUUAAAACAAAGACAUCGCCAUUUUGGAAUAGAACAGAAAUCUAAUAAUCAUAAUUAUCCCUUUAAGCACUGUCGUGUUUGACGAGACUGGAUUUGACGAAUGGAGUCACAUGGCCCAAGUUGAAUCACCCUGGAUUCGCUACCCGAGCAUCAAACAGGAACCAGUCGACGAUCACGCGAACAGCUCCCUGAACGCGCGCGGCCAAACGCGUCCCGAUAACAACGACAACCGGGUUCCGUCAGUCGGCAACCCCUACCCCCGGGACGGCUGUGACCGUGGCAUGCAGCCAGGCCUUGGGUUGAAUCUGCAAGGAAACGGCCCCUUACUGCCCAGCGAGGACGUAGAAGUGUUCUUCAAUCAUCUGGAGCGACCCGGCGUUCCCGGCGCUUUCUCUCACGCAGACUCCGUGCCGUCUAACCACCCGGCCAUGUUCCAGAACGCGAUGCACGCGAUGUCGAUGCAGCCGCCGGCGGCCGCGGCUCCAAACUACCCCCACGAGAACCCGUCCAACUCGUUCAUCCAUUCGGGCGCCAGUCCGGUGUACGUCCCGACCACAAGGACCAUGAUUCCGAUGGGUUACGGGGGCACGGGGCAAACCGUGACCACGCCCAACUCGCCCGCCAUGUGGGGGAUGCAGCCUGAGGGGGUGUCGUACAGCACCGCCGCCGCCAACACCCACCCACCUGUGUCGCCGAGGUUCGCCUUCACCCCUAGCGCCAACUCCCCGAUCUCCACCCCCACGGGACGACCCGACAGCAGUUUCAGCACGCCGCUGCCCCGCCCCGGCGGACUGAAUCCGUACCCCACCUACAUGAGUCCAGAGUUGUCUCCCUGGAACACGUUUAACAAUAUGGCAUUGCAGCAGGGCUUGAGACGUGCCGGGCCUGGCGAGUUUCCGUUUUCAGAUGGACAGGACUAUUUCGCUGACCUGGAGGGGAGAGAGUGUGUCAACUGUGGCGCUAUUUCCACGCCUCUGUGGCGUAGAGACGGCACGGGACAUUACCUCUGUAAUGCCUGUGGACUCUACCAUAAAAUGAAUGGAAUCAACCGACCGCUCAUCAAGCCGCAACGCCGCCUGUCUGCUUCGAGACGGGUUGGCCUGUCCUGUGCUAACUGCCACACAAGUACAACGACACUAUGGAGGCGUAACAACGAGGGGGAACCAGUGUGUAACGCCUGUGGUCUUUAUUAUAAACUACAUGGAGUGAACCGGCCUCUGGCGAUGAAGAAGGACGGAAUUCAGACGAGGAAGAGAAAACCGAAAAGUCUUUCCAAGAGCAAAACACUGGUUAAGAGUGAACCACAAGAUAUGAAGCCCGUACAGUCUCCGUCGAUGACGUCGCUUCAGAACACGACCAAUGGCCAUUCGUCAUCUCCCAUCCAAUCAAUUGCCAACCUCAGCUUGCCUAACGGGACUCUGACGUCACUCAGUCCCGGCAGUGUCUCGGAAUCCAGCACCACGAUGAGCUCCCCCAUCAAUAUGACGUCACCAAGUCACAUGUUCGCAACUCCGUCUCCACCAAAGGCAGUUCCCGUGCACAUGGACUCGGAUUCUCACUCGCACAACGGGUUACACAUGCAGGACACGUCAUCGCUUAACGCUGUGUCUGUGGGGGCUAAUUGAUGACGUCAUAAUCAUAUCACCAAGCGUUGUGACGUUUUGACAUUGUGGGUGGCAUAGAAACAUUUGUAACUAAGACUACAAAUUACUCUCCUCAAGGGUUGCUGGUGCAUCCAAUGGAAAAGUUUCUAAUGCCACAAUGAAAUGGUUAAUCAUCCGCAGAAUACGUAAUGACGUUUAGUUACUCAUAUAGAAAAAAAUAUUGUUGGUGACAUAAACAUCGGGAUACAUAACGACACUGUGAACUGUUUUUCAUACAUCACGUCAUAUAAAGUAAAUAUAUGAUUUCAUCAGAAGUAAAUUACGUAAGGACUCUGACAGGAUUUGAUGGUUCGUGGCAUUAUCAUCAGAAAGAUACAGCAUACAGUGUGAAUUGAUUCCUCAUACAAUAAAUAUAUUGUUAAAAAACACCAUCAACAAGAUAUGUAAUAGCAUUUUGUGUACAAAGCCAAAGAAACUAGCACAAAUACAAGACAUUUGUUGUGACGUCAUGAAGAAGAACGAAGAUUAGAGGGUGUUACGAAGUUGACACCGACUACCUCAUUUAAUACAGUGAAAGACAAUCAUUUAAUCACAUGUAAAUCUUCAAACUGUGGAAUGAGACCACUGGUGUAUUUAUAAUAACCGACUUAAUAUGCCGUCCUUUUUACACUGUGGUUGACACAAAUAUGUACUUUGCUAGACAUCAGUAGAUACGUGUCUAGCUAUUAGUGGGGGCAGCUAACGGUGACACUGAGAAUGGCGGUGGCCUUUAUGGUUGUCAUAGCAGCAUUUGUAAAUAAUCAUACACAUUGAUGAAUUUACCAAUCAUAAGCCUUCUUCAAUAAAUGUUUUUUUUUUCUCAGAAGCGGAUAAAAAUGUGGUAUGUGAAGAGGUGGGGUGGUGUUGGGUUGGGUUUUUUUUUUAAAUUGCCUUUUUAUUUAUUUUUAUCAUUCGAUUUUGAUGAGAGCUGCUUCAUUUUGACAUUUGAUCAUCUUUCAGCCUAACCCAAAUCCUAAAUUGCCUGCUGUUUAUCUGCUUGUAGCUCUUAUACAGUUGCCACAACCCCAUCCCAAGAAAAACCGUUAGCUCUGGCCCUGUUUCUGCCGUACUGACCUAAUCAAAUUAAUGUUUUAAAUGUUUGUUUAUUUUCUUUUCGUAUACGGUUUUAAGAGUCUUAUUUAAAUGGUUGACAUUUUAUUUGUGAUUUAUAACACUUAGAAACUGUUUUUCUGAAAUAUAUUAUGCUGAAUUUACGAAGCCUGUUUUUACUUAAACGCGAGUGUUUUAAGCCUUGUAAAUGUAAUGUCGUUACACGCGUCUAAGACACAAACCGGCUUUGUAAAUUCGGCCUGUUGUGUAGAUAUGUAAAAUAUCCCAGGUCAACAAUCUAGUGUCCCCUUGCAGGGCUGUAUCUAGCAGGGAGGAAUGGGCGGGGGGGGGGGGGGGAGCAGUAACUGUUGUCCCCCACCUCGGAAAAAUAACAGACUCUAUAUUACUGUGGGUGUGGGUAAGUUUUGCCAUGCUUCCAUCAGAGAACUGUUAAGGCACGCCUGUCGUGGGCACAACCUCUGACUUCGCCAGAGAGUUCUGUUCAUGACAGGAACCUAUAUUACUGUGCCCUGUUUCGUUUUCUUUUUGACCUCCCCAAGUUAUUUUAAGCUAGAUACAGAUCUGGAAUAUUGGAAGAAAGAACGAAAGAAAUGUUUUAUUUAACGACGCACUCAACACAUUUUAUUUACGGUUAUAUGGCGUCAGACAUAUGGUUAAGGACCACACAGAUUUUGAGAGGAAACCCGCUGUCG